AUGGCCGGAUUCUUUGAGCAGUUUGUCGCUUUCGGGACCGACAUUGUCGGUCUCGAACGCUUCAUGCGCUUCAUCCAGUCCGUCCUGUCAAUCCUCUCCUUUUACCCCCGCCUGACCCCCCUGGUGCUCCUCCUCCUCCUCCCCCCCACGGGUCCUGCGCGCGACGCCAAGACGAGCGAGCUGGCUAUGCGGGAGCUCUGCAGCCACCUGAACCUCACCCGGCGAGCCAUCCGGCUCUUCUGGUGCCUGGGCAGCUUCCAGUCCAGCUGGAAGGCCUACGCGGCGCCCGACAAGAGCGCCGAAGCUUGGCUGUCCAUCAUGGCCGACACCUUGUUCGGCCUCUUCGGCAUGAUGGAGUCGGUCACGCUGCCCGACCUGCUUCCCACGGCCCACUUGUCCGUCUUUGGGCUGCAAGAGGCUGUGCGGCUCGACGGCCAGGCCCAGGGUCUGUGGCUUGCCGCCUUGUCCUGCGCGAUCCUGAGCUCGAGCGUCAGGAUCGCCCGCGCGUACGCUCAUCGUGCCGUUCCCGCGACUGGGGGCGGUUUGGUGGCAGAGGUCGAGGAUGAGAAGCGUCAGGCCGGAGAGGGCGACGGGGCGGCCAAAGCGGCUGCGCUGGAGAAGCGCAGGGAGGAGAGGGAGGCGGCGGCGCAGGAGUUUGGUGGCAAGAUCAAGAGCUUGACCGUCAAGCUGGCAGCUGAGGUUCUCGACCUAGUGAUUCCUGCGUCGACCACGGGCUUGGCCAAGUUUGAUCCGGGAACCGUCUCGAUAGCCAUGUUGCUGAGCACAAUUCUGACGGGCCGAAUCGUGUGGGAACGAUGCGGUCGGGCCAUUGAUAGCAAGCCUGUUUGA
Molecule: messenger RNA, 849 nt
Organism: Ustilaginoidea virens
Lineage: Eukaryota; Fungi; Ascomycota; Sordariomycetes; Hypocreales; Clavicipitaceae
Exons: 2
Coding region: 1-849 (282 amino acids)
Biological process (GO): peroxisome fission; regulation of peroxisome size
Cellular component (GO): peroxisomal membrane
Source: RefSeq, a predicted model, not a curated record